Molecule: messenger RNA, 1698 nt
Organism: Carlito syrichta (Philippine tarsier)
Lineage: Eukaryota; Metazoa; Chordata; Mammalia; Primates; Tarsiidae
Gene: LRRC57
Product: leucine rich repeat containing 57
Exons: 6
Coding region: 131-850 (239 amino acids)
Molecular function (GO): protein binding
Source: RefSeq, a predicted model, not a curated record
CGUCACGGGGCGGUCCCGCCCGGAGUAAGCCCCGGGAGCGCAGCCCCGGUUAGCGCGGCUCCUGCGUCUUCUCCUGCCUAGCGGGCUGUGUACGCUGGGCGGUAGGAGGGACGUGAGCCGCGGUGCUAGGAUGGGAAACAGUGCCCUCCGUGCUCAUGUGGAAACGGCGCAGAAAACGGGUGUCUUUCAACUUAAGGACCGUGGGCUGACCGAGUUCCCUUCAGAGUUGCAGAAGCUGACUAGCAAUCUCAGGACCAUCGACUUGUCCAACAACAAGAUCGAGAGUCUACCGCCUUUGCUGAUAGGGAAGUUCACUCUGCUGAAGAGCCUCUCCCUGAACAACAACAAACUGACUGUUCUGCCUGAUGAGAUAUGCAAUCUGAAAAAACUAGAAACGCUAAGCCUAAACAACAAUCACCUGAGACAGCUUCCAUCUACUUUUGGGCAACUUUCUGCCCUUAAGACCCUAAGCCUCUCUGGUAACCAACUGGGAGUACUGCCGCCUCAACUUUGUAGCCUACGGCACCUGGAUGUGGUGGAUCUCACUAAGAACCAGAUUCGAAGUAUACCUGACAUAGUAGAGGAGCUGCAGGUCAUUGAACUCAACCUCAACCAAAACCAGAUAUCUCAGAUCUCAGUGAAGAUAUCUUGCUGUCCUCGCCUCAAAAUUCUUCGCCUGGAAGAGAACUGUCUUGAGCUCAGCAUGCUUCCACAGAGCAUCCUCAGUGAUUCUCAGAUCUGUCUGCUUGCAGUGGAAGGCAAUCUUUUUGAAAUAAAGAAACUUCGAGAACUGGAAGGCUAUGAUAAGUACAUGGAGAGGUUCACAGCCACCAAGAAGAAGUUUGCAUGAUGUUCUCCAGAACUAUGAGAAUCUUAUAGGAUACUGACUUAGAUCCUCUGUUGGAAUCUGGCUAAAUCAAAGGUUCCUGUUGUCAAGGAUAUCUGCAAUAAGAUGACACUCCAGAAGAUUAUAAAGAUCACUCAAUGAUCUUUUUCCUUUGCAGGGCUCUUCUCAGAUAAGCUAAAAGAAAAGAAAUCAGAGUCUUCCACUUUAAGUCUUGGAUAGGGCAUUGGACAAGGUUGAUCUUCAAAACUAUCAUUAGUUCAUCUUAAGAAACCAGUAGCUAGUUGCUAUUUAUACAGUGAGGGGGUGCUGCCUGGUAACAGAAUAGCUCCACACAACAGCUUGAGAUUUGAUUUAGUUUCAAAGCGUGAGCUUUCCUAAAGUCAGUUGCCAUUCCAUCUGUGUUAACACUUCACACUUUUGUGAAAUUCAAAUAAUUAGUGAGAGGCUGCUAUGGUUUAUUGUAAGGAUUUAUGAAUUCCAGUCCAUCAGUUCAAUUGCAGUGUUUAUACUUGGAAUUUAGAAUGUCAAGAAGCACCAAUGCAACACUAAGAGAUGUUCUCCAAGGCUGUAGUAGCAAAUUCUUUGCUAUUGCAGGUGCCUUUCUGGUAGAACGCUCUGAAGAGCUAAAACUAUAUGCAACACUUAUAAGAUAAAAAUAAUUUUAAUAAUCAAGAUUUUCCUGAUGAUUUGUUAGAAAUAAUGUCUUAUUUCUGGUAAUUUUUUCCCCUUUUUGUAUUUAUAACUCCACUAAUAAAAUUACCUGUCAAUAAACCAUUGCUACAAUAUUUUAAAACAGCUGGGCGAGGUGGCUCACGCCUAUAAUCCCAGCACUUUGGAGGUGGAGGCGAGUG